Messenger RNA from Pygocentrus nattereri (red-bellied piranha), 5142 nucleotides. It is a transcript of the gene b4galnt3a, whose product is annotated as beta-1,4-N-acetyl-galactosaminyl transferase 3a. NCBI's taxonomy places the organism in Eukaryota, Metazoa, Chordata, Actinopteri, Characiformes, Serrasalmidae. Gene Ontology annotation, cellular component: Golgi cisterna membrane. The coding region runs from base 99 to 2264 and encodes 721 amino acids. The record is from RefSeq and is a predicted model, not a curated record. The transcript is spliced from 20 exons. Gene Ontology annotation, molecular function: acetylgalactosaminyltransferase activity.
GCGCCCACAGUCGAGAAACUUUCCAAAUGACAGCGCUGAGAAGCUGACAGCAGUAUUCUUGUGCUGAGGACAACUCAGAAAAACCCCCCAAAAAAAACAUGAAGUAUUUUUUAUCAGAACUUUCAGGGUUUUUUAGCUACAGAAAGUUGAAAAAUUAUGUAGUGAUUCUGGUUUUGAGUGUGCUGAUCUUUGUCAUCUACUUGGCUUUCCAUGGCAAUUAUAUGGAGCGAAAGGACUUCAUAAAAAAUGUGCCCAGAGAAAGUCACCAACAACAGCCUAUCGAUGAUGAGUUUAUUAAGCAGGAAUUUGAAGAACCAGAUAACGAGAGUCUGCCACCUUGGAGACCAGAGCAUAAAGGAGGAGUGAACAUGCACGUGUUUGAAGACUGGUGUGCAACUUCCAUAUUACAGCUGAGGAAGAAUGUGCUGUACCCUCUGUAUCCACAUGUCCGGACCACAAUAAAGACGCUUGCGAUAUAUCCCAAAUCGACAAACUAUGGAGUAAGGAUCUUCGGCUAUAUUCAUCCAAAUGUCAGUGGCGAGUACAUUUUUGCGAUUUCCUCUGAUAAGAACUCUGAGUUCUGGCUAAGUUCAAAUGAAUCAACCAAAGGCCUCAGACUUCAGGCAUAUGUUGGAAAAACAGGAAUGGAAUGGGCAGGUCCAGGAGAAUAUGGGAAAUUUGCAUCACAGAUAUCGAAGCCUGUAAAGCUGUUGAAACACAAGCAGUAUUUCUUUGAAGUCCUCUUACAGCACAAUGAAGGGGUAGACCAUGUGGAAGUAGCAUGGCGUCUGAACCAGAGAAACAGCAUCUUUACUGUUAUUACCUCAGAGUAUCUGUCUCUCUAUGUCAAUGAAACCUCUGUCCUGGCGGGGGACACGGAUAACAUCCCCCAAACGGUAGCCAGUCAUGAGAUGCAUCCUGACCUCAUCUACAUACAGCGUGACCCUGUAGUGGACAUGGCCAGAGAAGACCUACGGGACUACAUCUUCCAAAUACCCCUGAUGAAUGAUUCCUAUUUGAAAAACAUCUUUCCUCAAUGCAACUACAAGCCCAUUAAUGUAUUUGACGGAGCACAAAUGCAAAGAUUUCAUGGUAUAUACUAUGUUCACUACUCUAGAGUGUACCCCAAUGACCACACAAGACAGGCUCAUUCAGCCGUUGAUGAGAUGUGUUUCUACAACCAAGAUAAAGUAUUUAAAGAAGGAGGCGGGUUUGUCCAGUAUCUGAAAACUGUGGACGGAGGAGAAAAGUCUGAUUUAAACUGGGAGCGGUCCAUCAAUGUAAAUCCCACAGACUUCAACUUAAAUCAGCCCACUGUUGUCAUCCAUACCUGCAAGAGAGUUGGAAAUGCCAUACUAAGUGAAGAAGACGUCAUGCCUGUAGUUGACGCUGUCAUGAAUAAACUGCAGUUAACAGAGCACACCAGUGAAUUGGUUCUGAAGCGUAUAGUGAAUGUGGAGAAGAGGGUGGAUGGUGAUGCAGGUGGUCGUUACCUGCUGGAGCUGGAGUUGGAGGAUGCGAAGGGCCAGAACAUGCUGCUGUCUCGUUAUUUUCAUGUAACUACGAAUAAGGAGGGUAGUCCAGAACUACCAGAGCCAAUUUCUUUCUGUAGCCCAGAGGACUUCUCCUGGAACCCAGCAGCCAGAGUCCAUGUCAUUCUGCCAGUGAAAAAACAGGGCAGAUGGGUCAUUCAGUUCAUCAGACAAAUGGAGAAAGUGUACAGAGUCACAAAAGAUGAAAAUUUCAACGUCAUCAUCAUUGAUUACAGCAGUGAUGAUGUUGACAUACACAAAGCACUGAAAAAGGCAAAUCUACCAAGCUUCCAGUACAGGAGGCUGGAAGGAACUUUCCUGAAAACAACAGCAGUUCAAACAGCAAUUGAACUUAUUGAAGAUGAGAACAGCAUUUUGUUCACGACUGACCUGCAUCUCAAUUUUCCAGUAUCAAUAAUCCACAUGGUGCGUAAACACUGUGUACAAGGGAAAAUGAUUUUUGCCCCAGCUGUAAUGAGACUGGACUGCGGAAUCUCAGCACAUGAUCCCACAGGUUUCUGGGAAAUUGAUGGCUAUGGUCUCAUAGGAAUAUAUAAAUCAGACAUGGAUCGAAUUGGUGGCAUGAACACUAAAGACUUCAAAGACAAGUGGGGAGGAGAGGACUGGGAGUUGCUUGACAGAAUCCUAGAGAACAGGCUGGAGGUGGAGCGACUAAAUCUGAGGAACUUCUUACACCAUCACCAUUCAAAGCGGGGAAUGUGGAACAACUAGCUAAAUGGAUUUAAUUUUUCUGCUCAAGGAAGUCGUCUUGUGAUUUACAGACAGUGCUUUUCUUUUAUUUAUUCUUUCUUCUUCCGUUUUUUUCUACUUUUUCUUAUCAUCUAUAAAAGAAGAAAAGUUAUAAAUGCCUUUUUUACAGGGCAUAGGUCACAAAAUUAUUAAUGCUUUCCUGUAUCAAGAGAGGAUAUAUGUGAUACAGACGGGGGGAAAAGGGUAAAAAUAUAAAAAUAACCUAAAACCACACAGAAGAAUCAACAGGAACAGGGCAUAAGCUCUUCAGAAAACACAAGUACAUGUAGAAAAAUUCAAACAUGACAUCAUUGAUCAAUCAUUUGGUGUGUGUGUGUGUGUGUGUGUGUGUGUGUGUGUGUGUGUGCGUGCGUGUGCAUUUUAAUGAUGAAUGAAAGGAAGGGGGCGGGGGGUUGAUUGUAACUUGCAGAGUGUGUGGUAUAGUUUUUAUGUGGUGUGGUCUAGUUGUGCUUAGUUAUUGUAAUACAGAUUGUGAUAAAUAGUUGUAAGAAGUGUCCAGCCUAAGUCAAACCGGGAGCUUUUGUUUUUGAGAGAUGCAGGUAGUUUUUCCUUUUAAUAUGUGAGUGUAUAAGUACAAUGAAAUGUUUUGAUUUCCAGUUCAUGAGGACAGGCUUCUUGGCAAUGAUUAGAACUUCAUAGAUCUAGAAUAGAUAGAAUAGAUAUAGAUAAAGAAUAUUUAUAUCAGUUAAACUGAUUACUGAUGUGUAUCUGUGCAGAAAAGUGUUGGAUAUAAGAGGAUAUGGGCAUGUAAUGAGAGUGACAGGGGAUUAAUAACACUUACCAGAAGUGUGUGAUAGGUAAGCAGUGCCAGAUGGCAUGGUUGUAGAUAUCUGCAGUGUGUUAGUGCUGGUGGUCCUGUGAGAAUCAUUCUUACAUAUCUGAAUCCAGAAAUCGGCCUUGGGAGUAAUUGAUAGUGUUCUUCCCAUUGUCUAUUUGGUAAUGUUAUAGGUAGAUAAAUAGACUUGAGCCUUAAGACUUGUACUGUGUUUUUAGCAUCUGUGAUUGUAUUUUCUGGGAUACCUGAGAAUAUGACGUUGUCUCUCAUAAUUCAUGCUUGAAGUUCAAGUGUUGUCUUUUGAAUUUUUUUUUUAUUUGUAUGGGAUGAAGGUUGCAUUGCAUUUGAUUUGCUUUAGAUAGGACUUUAAAUUCUUUAUGGAGGACUUCUAUUAGUGAGAUCCUUGCAUCAAGACUGAACAGUUUAUAGAAUGUAACUCAUGCCUGUAUGGAACGAGGAUGUUACUUGGUCUUCUGAGACACCGGGUGAGCUAGGUGGACGUGGUCUCUGCAGUAAGGGAGUUGGGUUUUUCAUGCCUUUGUUCUUUCCUUCAUUUUUGGCUUCAUUUAUCCAUGCUGACAUUGCAAUGGUAGAACUGGUCGAGGAAGUCUUUCUUUGCUUCCAGCACAUAAAUGAAUUGACUGAUUGAAGAGGUACAAUAAUGAUUAGUUAUUCCGAUGUUUGCUUGGGUUUUAGUUCAGGGGCUGGAGGCCACCAUUUAAAUUGUUGCACUGUGUUUCACGAGAGUGUGCUAGUGCAAUUCCCAUGGAGAGACCCAAGUACACUCUUCUGUUUGAUGAGAACUGACGUGGCAUUCUUUUUUAUCCCUCCUUUAUAACAUUUUCAGCCCUACCAAUAGACUUUAAUGCAUAUGUCAACUGACAUAUGAAUUCAUACGCUCAAAGUGAAAAUGGACAUUUUGCUCUGAAUUCCAUGUGUGUAAAUUCCCAGCAGGAACAGUGAAACAUUACGGCCAAGAAUGUUGUAUAUUGUUGUACAAACAUGUGCCUAAAAAUGUUAUAAUGUUGUUACAUUUGUAAUAAAAAAAAUGCAGACAAAAAAAUGACUGUGGUCACUGAGUAUCUGGGUUCAGCAUUAACAGUUGCCUGAUUGUCUGCACAAAAUGCUGGGAUUAAAGUGCACUUGCCUGGUUGGGCAGGCUGACGUUCAAUCAUAGAGCAGUUUUGAUAGAAUUGGGUUUCACAACAGAAUAGAAUUUGUUUUUCUUUUCGCACAUAAGAACUAGGACACAAUGCUGAAUUAAAGUUAUCUAUUUUCACCUGUCUCUGUGAAAACACAGAUUUACCUAUUUACUUUCCAUCAGUAAUAAUGUUUAAGGUUGACUAAACAAAGCUUCAUAAUAUGUAUGCUACAUCUGCUUUCCAGGACAAUAAGGGUCAAUCAGGAACAGUAAAGGUUAAGUAAGUGUGUUGAAAGAAAAACACUUAUUGUAACAGUAGUGAAUGCAUUACAGCAAUACUCAUUUGCAGUAUCCCAUGUAGUGGACCAUCCCCUGAGCCACCAUCCCAUGUAGUGGACCAAUGUCAGAACUGCUUCCAAUAAUAAUAUUUCUCAGCAAUAAGGCACAGAAUUCAAAUGUAACAAAUGUAAUACCAUAUAAAAGUCAAAAACAUCCACGUCACCUCUUGUUUCAAGGAAGUAUACACAUUUAUCCGUCCAGCAACUUCCCUGAAAAUACUGGACUAGUCAUUAUAAUGUCAACCACUGAAAAACAAAAUGUUACAACUUACCAUGCAAUCCUGAUUGUAAAAUAUUACAUCUCAACAACAAAUAUGUCAUCAGUAAAUAAGUUGAUUUCAAGUUACCUCAUUUGGGUUGUGUAACAUCAUGUAGUAAUGACAAAAACCUUAAUAGAUGCAACUCAGGCCAUGGUAAUGCACUUAUAUUAAGUCGUUCUGUGACUGUAAUGUGUUUAUUUAUUUAAUCUCACUGUUAUGACACAUUGUGUGAUAUGCAGUGACUUUCUUUAUUCCCUCACCCCCUUUAUUUUUUGUUACAUUGUGUUUUUGUGCAUAUCUCUGUGUUUGUGUUAUACUGUGAAAA